GAGUCGUCUCGUACAUGUACCUUGUGAGUUCGGGUCGAACUCUUGACUGCCACAUGCAGCUGACUAGAUAACACGACAAAUUCUCUUCCCUACUCACCGCCAGCUUUGAGCCUGUUGACGCUCAUCUGGCGUUAACUUAUUAUCAGCGCAGACCAGGACCGCAACGUGGGAAGCAGCAGCUGGAGGCUGCAUGGGAGCUCUUCCUCUACAUCUCGUCCUCGCGAACACCGGAUCCGUUCGUCGGGGAUUACUUCUUGACGAGACGCAUUUCAGCGUGAUCAUCGAGCAGGGCGCGUCCCUCAACAGCGAACAGACUCGUGCGCGCCGCGACGCAGUUGAAGGAAACCGACCGCGUGCCGGAGGCGAUCAUGCUGUACAACCUCGCGGGCGACUGCGCGACCAUUAGCGCGUGCUUCAUGCAGGCACCCAGCGCGCCUUCCAGUAGCCUGUACGCUACCGUAGACCAUGUCGCGGUCUCAUGGUCUUGGACCGUGGCCGAUUCGGUAAUCUCAAGUUUACUGUGGCAGUUUACCGAGCGUGACGGUCAGUCCAGAUACCGCUGUGAACUUUGAUAUCUUCCUCGGCCUUGGACCGCUCGGGCAGUCGCCGUACCCAUACCAGGAGGUAAACCAUACGAUAGACAGCCGCCACACGAGGUGCUUUCAAGGCAUAUUGUUGACAGUGUUAUGUGUACAGCGUGUCCGUGCGGUGUGUUUCAGCUGGGGACUGCAGCGAAGUUGCGCAAGCGGCGAGGGCGGGUCCAGGAUCGCUGACUCUGGUGACGGAUGCGCGUACAAGUACUUAGUACCAACGCACUCCGAGUUCGUUAUU
This is a messenger RNA of Fomitopsis serialis, 831 nucleotides long. RefSeq lists its product as uncharacterized. The record is from RefSeq and is a predicted model, not a curated record. Lineage: Eukaryota; Fungi; Basidiomycota; Agaricomycetes; Polyporales; Fomitopsidaceae. The transcript has 4 exons. Bases 191 to 406 code for a protein of 71 amino acids.